AUGUGGAUUGGCAUGUUGUUGCUUCGCUGCUUUGUGUCUCCUAACACACCCACCAGGCAAGGCAGCGCCUGCUGGGAGCUGGGAACAGGAAAUACAGUGGUGAUAAUGGUUGGCUAUCCAAAAGGAAUAGAGAUAUUGGAGCCAGUACGUAGAGGGAUUCCAGUAAAAAUGACUAUUGUUGUUGGCACGCGACACGUGCAGGAAUAUAUUAGUGGUCAGUCGGUUGUGUUUGUAGCCAUUGCCUUCAUCACCAUGAUGAUUAUAUCGCUCGCUUGGCUCAUAUUUUACUACAUACAACGUUUCCUGUAUACAGGAUCACAGUUUGGAAACCAGGGACAUAGGAAAGAAACCAAGAAAGCAAUCAGCCAGCUUCAGCUGCAUACUGUGAAACGUGGAGAAAAGGGUUUAGAUGUUGAUGUGGAAAACUGUGCUGUGUGCAUUGAGAACUAUAAACUGAAAGACACUGUCCGAAUUCUGCCAUGCAAGCACAUCUUCCAUAGAACGUGCAUUGACCCUUGGCUUUUGGACCACCGAACUUGUCCAAUGUGUAAAUUAGAUGUUAUCAAAGCUUUGGGAUACUGGCACCAGAAAAGAGAGAUGAAGACACAUGCGGGGGACCCUGAAGAUGUACUUGAAGUUCCGAUACCUGAAUCAAUAAGUGGCAGUGUUUCAGUCGGAAGUCUGAGUAUUGUUUUACAAGAUGAUGACAGAAAUGAAGCGAGCGAAUUGUCAGCUUCCUCCACUAAUGAAUCUGUAUUGCAGUGUACCAGUUUAAAAGAGGACGCAGGCGAAACCACAGCAUUACUUGAUGUGGAUGUCCGUAAUAACCGGCAUGGAGAACAUCUAUCUAAUGGAAAUUCCCACUGAACUGCUUCAUGGAAGAUACCUUGAAUAGACUGUUGAAGAACUACUAUUUUUUAUUUAAUUAGUAUGGACUUUUGUCUAGUUAACGGAAAAAAUAACAAUGUAAAUUAUUUUACCUUUCAAACUUUUCUAGCUGGUGUUCCAAAAGGGCUAAUAACUAAGAAUUUUGUACACAGGAGGAUUUUAUAAAAUCUCCUCUGGAUGUCUCAUCCUAAAAAAAGAUGCAAUAACCCUUUUUCUGUAAGCAUUGUUACAAUGUCAUUGUGUUGCAGAGGGCUGUAACAAAGAUGAAGACUAGGCAGUGAAAACAAUGUAGAAUGUCUAAUGGAUAAAUAUUUUGAAUGCACUAUUUACAUUCAGUAUGUACACACAGAGAACACUUACAAGACUACAACUAUUAAAAUGUUCUGAAAGUUCUGAUCUGUUGUAAUUGGAGACAGAUAUUCUUAGAAAAGAGAUAGUCUAACCUUGAAGGAAUCAAAUAACUUCAUGGAUGUGUUGCACAUCCUUUUUUGUGAUGAAAAAAAUCACUAGUUGCAACUUUCCUUAUGUGUAACAAAUACUAAUUUGAUCUUGUAAUGUGUUCUACUUGGAGUGGAUGCUGAGAGACAAGGAGACUUUCUCCAUCUUGCUAGCAUUUAUACUGAAUUUGGCAGUAAUAGGUUGUGCUAGGUGGUCUUCACGUGCUGAGCAUGUAGACUUAUUUAGGUAUAUGCACACGGGUUACCUCUUUCAAUCUUAAACUCAGUAGAACAGAGGUAAAGGGCUAAUUAUGGCUAAAAUAUAUUUAUUAGUCUAUUUAUAAGAAUUUACUUAAUUCCUUCUUACUCCUGCUCCCAUCCUGUCCCCCUUCGUUAUGUACAAAUUGAAACUGUUUCUUAGGAUCUACGAAGUUUGGUUUUGUUUUUCCUUUUCCUUUGCAUAGAGAUGCUGGAAUUCCUCUCUUGGAUAUUUCACAUUAGGAGUUUUGACUGGGUUUGUCAUUAGCUUUUAUUCCUUUAUUUUAGAUUAGCAGUAUUGUGCCUUAUAGUAAAACACUUAAGAAACCUGAAGCAUCUGAGAGUAAAUAUAAACCCUGGCGUCUCCCAUUAUGACCUCUUAUUCAAAUAUUUAUAUACUGUAAGUGGUAUAAGGAAUUGCUAAACUGUUUUGUAAAGAAAUAUGUAUAUUUAAAACACUACUUAUUAAGAGUGUUAAGUGAAUUGCUUAGGAUUUUAGCAUUGUCAUGUUAUAAAUAAUAUGCUACAUUCCUCAAUUUUCUUUUGUAAAGCUGUUACUACAGGUUGCUUAAAACAGUGUCUUUUGCGAGACAUUUGUUUUAGAGUGCAUUUUGUUUUUAAAAUGUAUAUUUGGAAUGUUUUUAAGAAAAUAUGCAAUUCUUUUUCUAACUUAUAUUGAGCUUCAAUAGAAGCAAUAACUUUUUUUUUAAUUUUAGAAUGAAUGUUCCAGAAAUGACAGAGGUUUCAGCUGGGGAAAUAUAAUCUGAACUUCUACUUU
Messenger RNA from Aptenodytes forsteri (emperor penguin), 2361 nucleotides. RefSeq names its product ring finger protein 149 (gene RNF149). The transcript is spliced from 9 exons. NCBI's taxonomy places the organism in Eukaryota, Metazoa, Chordata, Aves, Sphenisciformes, Spheniscidae. Bases 1 to 867 code for a protein of 288 amino acids. The record is from RefSeq and is a predicted model, not a curated record.